Loxodonta africana (African savanna elephant) is the source of this 1369-nucleotide messenger RNA. It is a transcript of the gene NPSR1, whose product is annotated as neuropeptide S receptor 1. NCBI's taxonomy places the organism in Eukaryota, Metazoa, Chordata, Mammalia, Proboscidea, Elephantidae. The record is from RefSeq and is a predicted model, not a curated record. The coding region runs from base 1 to 1113 and encodes 370 amino acids. Gene Ontology annotation, cellular component: cytoplasm; plasma membrane. The transcript is spliced from 10 exons. Gene Ontology annotation, biological process: neuropeptide signaling pathway; positive regulation of release of sequestered calcium ion into cytosol. Gene Ontology annotation, molecular function: vasopressin receptor activity; neuropeptide receptor activity.
AUGCCAGCCAACCUCACAGAGGGCAGCCCCGAUUCCAGUGGGACCACACAGAUGCUGGAUUCUUCCCCGGCCGCCUGCUCCGAAACAGUGACUGUCACCGAAGUAGUGGAGGGAGAAGAGUGGGGCUCUUUCUACUCCUCCUUCAAGACUGAGCAGCUGAUAACUCUGUGGGUCCUCUUUGUUUUCACUACUGUUGGAAAUGCCAUCGUGCUCUUCUCCACGUGGAGGAGGAAGAGGAAGUCAAGAAUGACCUUCUUUGUGACUCAGCUGGCCAUCACAGACUCUUUCACAGGGCUGUUCAACAUCUUGACAGACAUUAUUUGGCGAUUCACUGGAGACUUCAUGGCACCUGACCUGGUUUGCCGAGUAGUCCGUUAUUUCCAGGUUGUGCUGCUCUAUGCCUCCACCUACGUGCUGGUGUCCCUCAGUAUAGACAGGUACCACGCCAUCGUCUACCCCAUGAAGUUCCUGCAAGGAGAGAAGCAAGCCAAGGUCCUCAUUGUGAUUGCCUGGAGCCUCUCAUUCCUGUUCUCCAUUCCCACCCUGAUCAUAUUUGGGAAAAGGAAACUCUCCAAUGGAGAAGUGCAGUGCUGGGCCCUGUGGCCUGAUGACUCCUACUGGACACCAUACAUGACUAUCGUGGCCUUCCUGGUGUAUUUCAUCCCUCUGACCAUCAUCAGCGUCAUCUAUGGCAUUGUGAUCCGGACUAUUUGGAUUAAAAGCAAAGCCCAUGAUAUGGUGAUUUCCAAUUGCUCAAAUGGAAAGCUGUGCACCAGCUACAACCGAAGGCUCAUCUCAAAGGCAAAAAUCAAAGCCAUCAAGUAUAGCGUCGUCAUCAUUCUCGCCUUCAUCUGCUGUUGGAGCCCAUACUUCCUCUUUGAUAUUCUGGACAAUUUCAGCAUUCUUCCAGACACCAAGGAGCGCUUCUAUGCUUCUGUGAUCAUUCAGAACCUGCCUGCCCUGAACAGUGCCAUCAACCCUCUCAUCUACUGUGCCUUCAGCAGCUCCAUCUGCUUCCCCUGUAGGUCUCAUAACAGUUCCUACUUCUUGGCCAGUGAGGGUUCUGUCCAUUGGGUUCUGGUGCUGACCAGUGGGAAGGAGGGCUGGAAGUGAUGGGGAAGGAAAGGGCAGGAAGGAUAAAGUUCCUUGUAUGGUGUCUGAACCUACGUUCUUGAUAACUGUUAUCACUUAACAUCCUUACUUCCCUUUCCAUCAGGUCAAAUUAUUUUCCCUUCCUGCUUCAUUCUGACUUUCCCUAGGGAGCGAAAAUCACGGGAUUCCAGAAUGACCUGCCAGGAGAGAACCGAGAGGCAUGAGAUGCAGGUUCUGUCCAAACCGGAAUUCAUCUAGGUCCCAGGGCAGCAGCAGU